CCCUUCACCCGUAUAGACAGGAGACUCUGGGUCCACCAAACAAUGCGGAGCCUGACACAGCGGAAGCCUGAAGGUGUCUGAGCACUAAGUGUCCCAGCCUUCACCUGUGCGCCUGUCACUGUCAGCUACCGCACAGCUUGUCCACCAGCGAUACAACACACGCAGAACUUUGCACUGUCCUGUCGGAUUACUGCGCCUGCGGAUUCACACGAUCCCUCAAGGUGAACAAUGAGGUCCAUUCUGAUGCUGACGGUCGCGACACUCCUCUUAGUAGCAGAAGAGGGCACAGCGAGGCGCAUGCCCCGUGUGAAGCGGCAGCUGAUCAGCCCCCUGCACCGCAGCGGCAUCCGCGACCCAUUCGGCUCCUACUGCGAGCUGAGGGGGGGCUGCUGCCCAGGCAGAGAUGACCAGUGCACAGUGCCGUACCUGGACACCAUCUGCUAUUGCGACCUCUUCUGCAACCGCACCGUGUCCGACUGCUGCCCUGACUUCUGGGGACACUGCCUUGGGAUCGAGGCCCCCAUCAUUGGUGCCUGUGAACGAAAUGGACACAAAUUCCACUCUGGGGCCACAUACAGAGAGAACUGCAACCUGUGUACGUGCGCGUCCACCGGCCGCUGGGAAUGCGAGGAACACGCCUGCCUGAUCGAGAACGACAUGAUCCAGCACAUUAACCGGGGGAAUUAUGGCUGGAGGGCAGGGAACUACAGCCAGUUCUGGGGCAUGACACUGGAUGAGGGAAUGCGGUACCGCCUUGGCACCCAGUGGCCGUCCCGGACUAUCAUGACCAUGAAUGAGAUCCAGGUGAAAAUGGACGGCACUGACCACCUCCCGCGCUACUUCAACGCCAGCCAGAACUGGCCCGGCAAAAUCCACGAGCCGCUGGAUCAGGGCAACUGUGCAGCUUCCUGGGCCUUCUCUACUGCGGCUGUAGCCUCCGACCGAAUCUCCAUCCAGUCCAUGGGUCACAUGACCCCUCAGCUGUCACCCCAGAACCUCAUUUCCUGCGACACUCGUAACCAGGGGGGCUGUGCGGGGGGCCGCAUCGACGGGGCCUGGUGGUACCUGCGCCGCAGGGGGAUAGUGACACAGGAGUGCUACCCAUUCUCACCGCCCCAGCACAUCCCCGCGGAGGUCAGCCGAUGCAUGAUGCACAGCCGAUCGGUGGGGCGGGGCAAACGCCAGGCCACCGCCCACUGCCCCAACACGUACAGUUACCAUAACGACAUCUACCAGUCCACACCCCCAUACCGGCUUGCCACCAGUGAGAAGGAGAUCAUGAAGGAGAUCAUGGAUAACGGACCAGUACAAGCCAUCAUGGAGGUGCACGAGGACUUUUUUGUCUACAAGUCUGGAAUCUACCAGCACAAAGAUGUCAACUCCCACAAGCCAGCGCACUUCCGCAAGCAUAACACGCACUCCGUCAGGAUCACAGGAUGGGGAGAGGAGACGGAUUACAAUGGGCACCCACAGAAGUACUGGAUUGCUGCCAACUCUUGGGGAAAGACCUGGGGUGAGAAUGGCUUCUUCCGCAUCGCACGUGGGAAGAACGAGUGCCAGAUCGAGGCCUUUGUGAUCGGCGUGUGGGGCCGUGUCACCAUGGAGGACAUGCACAACCACCACCAUUAGCGCCAACAGUACCCCCUGCUGGUCCGACCAUGGCGUUGCCAUCGCCACGCUCAGUGCAACAUUUAUGUGCACAUGCCUUACAGCUGCCCGUGCACAAUCUGCUGUCAAUCAACCUGACGACUUGAGGACUCACCAAUAAACUGCUCAGGAUUCACUCUGCCAAAGAUCACACACUUUUACCUUGUGGACACUUUUUUUUAAUUGUAUUACAAUCAAAGCAAAAACGGGCAACAAAACUCUUCCGACCUGAUCCUCUUUAGUGGGAGUCCCUGUAGUCUCCCCUUUUUAUUCUUGUUAUAUAUAUUUUUUUUCUUUUUUUGGGUUGUAGGCAGUAUGUAGGCUGGAGCUGAAAAGCCAGCAAGCAAACACUGUAGGAAGCAUCAGCAAGAACUAACCUGAACACUGUGUGUCAAUAGUACUCUGUGCGAGUCGCCUAAGGCCUUAACAUUUGCUCACUGUUUGUUCAUAACUCAUUCACUGGAUUUCUCCCUGUCGCUCCAUGACACCUACUGGCCAAAACAUUAGUACGUUACAUUCCAGCUGUGCAGAUACAGAUUUUGGAGGACUGUAUCCUAUCAGAUGGCAAGCGUACGGAUCUAAAAUCCAAUAGGCAGCCCUAACCCAUAUGCCGGCUCUCAUUUCAGAAUGUCCAUCUCAGCAAAAUACAUGCAGACAUUUGCAUAUUGGUCCAUUAAUGCGUCAACCAAGGAAUUGUGGCACUAAACAUUGCACCACUAAAACAACUUAAUUCAUAAGACACUCCUAAUAUAAAUAUAUUGAUAUUUGAUAGCAUUUGUGCUUUAGAAAUGUGUCUGUGGACAGAAGAUAGAUGAUUAUGCCUAAAAUAUAUGUUUUCUAUAUUGGGGUUGCCAACAUUAACUCGCAUGUAACGUUGAUCCAAUUUUUAAAAUUCUGACUGCUGUAUUACACACAGACAUGCACAGUUAUCUGUACUGCACAAUGAAAUAAGAACAUACAGAAUAUAUCAUUUCUAAUGCAAGCAUACAAAUAUUUAUGAAAUAUAAUAUUAUUUAUAUACUCCAUGAUCCUGCCCAGAGUAAUCACCUGGAAGAUGGAUGGAUGGAUGGAUGGAUGGAUGGAUGGGAUAUUAUUUUUGUCACCACUAGAAAAAUGGACAAAUUAACUAAAGCUGGUCCGAGAUGAAAACCUGUUAGUGGCGCAUAAACACCAGUAUCAGUGCAUUUAAUCUGCCUUCCGGAAAGCUCCUCCUUUGUAACUCUAAAGGUGCUUUUACUGCAAAAACAAAUUUGGACUUUUUUUUCUGAUCUACGCCACCUUCUGCUUGAGUAGCACUACCUGUUAAGAUGCCUUCAUAUCUAAGCCAGACCUUGUAGGUCUGUCUGCCUAGAUGCCACACAAGAAUAAUCUCUGGGUUUGGCUUCCAGAGGUCGAAGUUUAAAUGCUAUUGUAUUACAGCCUUAAUAUAUUUAUUUGUCUAUA
Molecule: messenger RNA, 3090 nt
Organism: Paramormyrops kingsleyae
Lineage: Eukaryota; Metazoa; Chordata; Actinopteri; Osteoglossiformes; Mormyridae
Gene: tinagl1
Product: tubulointerstitial nephritis antigen-like 1
Biological process (GO): proteolysis
Molecular function (GO): cysteine-type peptidase activity; peptidase inhibitor activity
Source: RefSeq, a predicted model, not a curated record